Zingiber officinale is the source of this 1787-nucleotide messenger RNA. RefSeq names its product cytochrome P450 86B1-like. Gene Ontology annotation, molecular function: monooxygenase activity; oxidoreductase activity, acting on paired donors, with incorporation or reduction of molecular oxygen; iron ion binding. The transcript has a single exon. Bases 8 to 1669 code for a protein of 553 amino acids. The record is from RefSeq and is a predicted model, not a curated record. NCBI's taxonomy places the organism in Eukaryota, Viridiplantae, Streptophyta, Magnoliopsida, Zingiberales, Zingiberaceae.
CGUGGCGAUGGCAGUAAAGUCAGUGGCCGGUGCAAGUGGCGGCGCUGUGGUGGCGGCGGCGGCAAAGGCUUUGGCGGCGGGGUGGGCUGCGGCCCGCGAGCAUGUGGGGGCGGUUGACUUGGCGGUGGCGCUGUUGGGCCUGUUCGUGUUCGGCGCCGCCGUGCAGCGGAUCCGGUCCAAGGGCCCAAUGCUGUGGCCGGUCCUCGGCAUCAUCCCCACCGUCUUCUUCCACCUCAACGAUAUCUACGAGUGGGCUACCGCCGUCGCCGUUAGCGCCGGAGGCACGUUCCCCUUCCGAGGCAUGUGGUUCGGAAAUUGCCACGGGGUGAUCACCGUCGACCCUGCCACCGUCGAGCACGUGCUCCGGACACGGUUCGCCAACUACCCGAAAGGCGCGUACUUCCGUGAGCGCUUCGGCGAGCUGCUCGGCGACGGCAUCUUCAACGCCGACGACCAGGCGUGGCGCGAACAGCGCCGCGCCGCCACGUCCGAGAUACACUCCGCCCGCUUCGCUGCCUACUCCGCCGUCACAGUCGCCGACCUCGUCCGACGUAAACUUCUUCCCAUCCUCUCCGCGGCGGCUGCCGGCGGCCAUCCCGUCGAUCUCCAGGAGCUCCUCCUGCGCUUUACGUUCGACAACAUCUGCGCCGCUGGCUUCGGCGUCGAUCUCGGAUGCCUCGCGCCCAGCCUGCCGGAGGUCCCCUUCGCCCGCGCCUUGGAGGAUGCCACCGAGCUCUCGCUCUUCCGCUUCAUCGUGCCGCCGUUCGUUUGGAAGCUGAUGCGGCUUCUCGACGUCGGAACGGAGAGGCGGCUCAAGGUGGCGGUCCGGCUAGUGCAUAAAUUCGCCGAGAAGACCUUGGCGGACCGGCGGGCGGAAUUUGAGGCCGUGGCCGGAGGAGGCAACUUCUUCCACCGGUCUGACCUCCUGUCCAGGUUGAUCGAUGCCGGCGGAGGCGGCGACGGGAACGGUGCCACCACGUAUUCGAACAAAUUCCUCAAAGACUUCUGCAUCAGCUUCAUCUUGGCUGGCCGCGAUACCACCUCGGUGGCGCUUGCGUGGUUCUUCUGGUUGCUCUCCGAGCACCCCCGCGUGGAGUCGCGCGUCCUCCACGAGAUCGCCGGAAUCAUCAAGAACAGAGCAAAACAGAGCAGUACCCACAACGACGUCGUCUUCAGCGUGGAGGAGGUGAAGAAGAUGGAGUACCUGCAUGCCGCGAUCUCGGAGGCGAUGAGACUGUACCCUCCGGUGCCGGUAGACUUCAAGGAAGCACUGGAGGACGACGUGUUCCCGGACGGAACGGCGGUGCGGAAGGGCGGCAGGGUGAUCUACUCCAUCUACUCGAUGGGGCGGAUGGAGUCGAUUUGGGGCGCAGACUGCCGGGAGUUCAAGCCGGAGAGAUGGAUGAAGGGCGGCGGUGAAGGCGGUGGCACGGUGGGGCUGGUGGCGGAGAGCCAGUUCAAGUACGCAGUGUUCAACGCCGGGCCCCGGGUCUGCGUGGGGAAGAGGUUCGCCUACAUGCAGAUGAAGAUGGUAGCGGCGGCGAUACUGACACGUUUCCGCGUGGCGGUGGUGGCGGGCCACCCGGUGGCGCCGAAGAUGACCACCACCUUGUACAUGAAGCACGGCCUCCGCGUCACCUUCGCCGAGAGAGAACGUCUCCUCGAUUAAUUACUUAAUUAAUUAUUAAUAAUCAUGUGGUUCUCUAAUACAUGCAUUAAAAGUGUGAUUAAUAUAUUAAAUAUCAUAGUUUUGCAUGUGAGUUCGCAUGAUUUGUGCAAUCAAAACU